AUGGCUGCCGCGGCGAGCAAUGAUGCUAAGCCCAGCGGUGUUGCCCACGCGCAAGCCGCCAUCAAGUUCACCAAGCAAGCAGAGAAGUUGUCGCAUCGUACAAUAGCAGACGAUGAGCACCCGGCAUCAACGGCGGUCGAGGCCCAAUUCGUAACCCCCCACGACCCCGUCAUAGUUACCGCCGACGGCGGAAGACUUCCCGCCGUGCCGCUCGAAGAGGCAUGGAAACUAAACGUGCUAAAAGACGACUUGCAUGAGCAGAGCCCCAAAGAUGCAAUUGGCGAAGGGCGACGUCUCUCGAGAGACCAGGGGGGGAAACAGAAUGGCACAGAGAAAAUGACGGUAGAUUUGGAUGAGUCGGCUGGUCUUGAUAGCCGUCAUAUACACAGGCAGACCGAGGGUUCAAUCAGCAGGACCAUGCCACCUUCGCAUACCAAUCCGCUAUUUCCACCUCUGCCAUUAUAUGGCCCAGCUUCCCUUUUGCGAAACUUGCAGUGUCUGACAUUUCGGGUCACCUCUUUUUUUCUCAGCACUGCAUUUCUAGGGGUUAUUGUGCUCGGUUCAUUAUUCACGAGUAUCGUACCGGCGCUUUCUCGAACAUGGAAGAGACUACUCUUGAAGAACCCCGAUGCCGAGCGGCCCUUCUACAAGAAAGAGAUGCAAAGAAGGAAGACACGAGAAGACAUUGAAAAGUCUUGGCGGCGCAGAAAGUCCAAGGAGAGAGCAAGCGUGGAUAGAGAAGAUCCCGUUUCACAGGAUGGGUAUAUCCCUACGGAGGGAGGCCCAGACCCGGUGAUUUGCGAUGUAGGGUACUAUGCUCGAAGAGUUGGUCUGGACAUGGAGGAGUUUCAAGUCGAGACUGAAGAUGGCUUCAUUAUCGACUUGUGGCAUAUCUACGACCCUAAAGAAUACAAAAGAUUAGAUGACAAGGAUCGAGCGUCGCGGGGCCCCGAACUCUUCACAGGCGAGAGCAGAGACAGACCCGAUAAAUCUGAAAGGAAGCGCAAGUUUCCGGUACUCCUUAUGCACGGCUUGCUUCAAAGUUCGGGCGCUUAUUGCGUCAAUGACGACGACUCACUGGCGUUCUACUUGUGCAAAUCAGGCUACGACGUGUGGCUAGGAAACAACAGGUGCGGAUUCAAGCCCAAGCACGUACUCCUGGAAUACAACGACCCGAGGAUGUGGUGUUGGAAUAUUCGACAGAUGGGGGUCUUUGACCUGCCGGCGUUGACUUCAAGGGUUCUCUACGAGACAGGCUUUGAAAAGAUCGGACUGAUCUGCCACUCCCAGGGAACGACGCAGACGUUUGUGGCACUUGCCAAGGAGCAGAGGCCAGAGCUGGGCGAGAAGCUGACGGUGUUCUGUGCUCUCGCGCCAGCGACGCACGCUGGGCCGCUCAUUGGCAAAAUGUACUUCAAAUUCAUGAGAGUCAUUACGCCCUCCAUGUUUCGGCUCAUGUUUGGUAUCCAUGCUUUUAUUCCCCUAAUGAUGGUCGCGCACUCAAUUGUGCCCGCUGAUAUUUACGGCUGGCUGGGUUACAAGGUCUUUUCUUUUCUGUUCAACUGGUCCGAUACGAGGUGGGAUCGAGCACUCAAAAAUCGCAUGUUUCAGUUUGCUCCAGUCUAUGUCAGCGCUGAGUCGAUGCGCUGGUGGCUUGGUCGGGAAUGCUUCGCGAAGCACAAGUGUAUUCUACAGACCAAAGAAGAGUGGAAGGCGGAAGAGCGCGAGGAUAUGGCAACCGAUGGACCGCUCGGCGACCCCACGGAUAGACCCAUGUCAAGAAGGGACUCAAUUAUUGGCAGCCGACCAUCUUCGAGUCACCAUCAGCAGCACUCGAAGAGAAAGUCAAAGGGUUCGACAGCAUGGUAUUCCGAACAAGCACCACCCUUUGCCUUGUGGGUCGCUGGCGACGAUGACUUGGUAGACGGUAGGAAGUUGUUAAGACGGUUCGAGCGAGGCCGUGAGCCACAUGUCGAUAUAGUACAUAGCAAGGUAAUCCCUGAGUACGAACAUCUCGAUGUGAUUUGGGCAAUGGAUGCCGUGGAUCAAGUCUUCGGCGAAAUUCGCGAGGUUUUGUGGAAGACCUGCAACGCUCGAGACCAGUGUCGGGUUCCCAAGGGCUGCGAGACCGUGUCUGCAUGGCAGCCUCAGAGUCGCGGCGAACCCGCAGAUGAUAGCGGUCAGUCGAGCAGCGAAUCUCCAUCUUGA
Molecule: messenger RNA, 2208 nt
Organism: Pestalotiopsis fici W106-1
Lineage: Eukaryota; Fungi; Ascomycota; Sordariomycetes; Amphisphaeriales; Sporocadaceae
Exons: 2
Coding region: 1-2208 (735 amino acids)
Biological process (GO): lipid metabolic process
Source: RefSeq, a predicted model, not a curated record